AUGGCGGAGGCGAAUGUCAUUGAAAGGGGAAGAUGGAAGUUUGCAGCAAAUUACAAUCAUAAUGAUGGGUGCUUACCUCAGGAAUUAACAACCGAAAUCUUGCUUCGACUACCGACAAAAUCAUUGGUAAGAUUCAAACUAGUUAGCAAAUUAUGGAGUUUUUUAAUCUCAAACCCUAAUUUCAUCAAGUCUCAUUCACUAAACCCAAACAAUAUGCCCUUAACCUUGUUAUAUGAUUCAAAAUAUCGUCUGCUUAAGUCCGUUUCUCUUGGUAAAAGGGACGAAAACUUAAACUUAAACCCGACUGUGCUAGAAGUAAACCCUUGUUUCCUCUACAUUGAAGAAUAUCUAUACGACGGCAUACUUGGAUCAUGUCAUGGGCUUAUAUGCACGUACUCUAAUCAAACAAAACUUAUCUACCUUUGUAACCCCCUGACCAAAGAAACCAAGGAAAUAUCAUUCCCAAACCCUAAAAUCAUAUCCUAUGACUGCAAAGACAUUAGAAAUAUGUCAUGGUUUGACUUUGUUCCUUCUAUCAAUGACUACAAGAUAUUGUUAGUAUUUGGAACACGAACAUCAAACCUAAGAAUCCAUGUAUACUCAAUGAAGGAUAAUAAAUGGAGAGAAUUAAAUACUAGUGAUUUUAAGUCCCUUGUUAUUACUGGAGGAUACAUAGGGUGGGAAAGGAAUGUGGCUCUAAUCAAUGAGAAAUUGCAUUUUGUUUGUUUCAACUUUAAUCAUCGAACACAGUUUAUAGCUAAGUUUGAUCUAGUACAAGACAUUUUCGAGUUGAUGCCGAUUAUUUUGAAUGAUAAUAAUAACAAUUAUCGUUAUUGUUAUGGAGAAUUCGUUGAUAUUGUUCAAGGCACAAUUAGUAUUCACGGUCGUGGACGUUACAUUCUUCCCGGAGGGUCGUGGGUGAUGGAGGCUUGGAAGUUAGAGAAAUUGUUUAGCCUCGAGUUAUCGGGUUUUCCAAUAGGAUUCACAUCUUGUGGGGGAUUAAUUUUGAGAAGACCAAAUCCCGAUGAUAAUCAUGAGUAUGAGCUUGUGUUUGUCGACCUGACUCAAAAUCCACCUAGUCAAAUACAACUCGGAAGAUCAGAGCGUGCUCGUUACAUGUUGGAUUAUGUGGAAACUCUUGUUUCUCCUUUUUCUUUGCCUUAG
Messenger RNA from Spinacia oleracea (spinach), 1164 nucleotides. Its product is annotated as F-box/kelch-repeat protein At3g23880-like. The transcript has a single exon. Gene Ontology annotation, molecular function: protein binding. The coding region runs from base 1 to 1164 and encodes 387 amino acids. The record is from RefSeq and is a predicted model, not a curated record. Lineage: Eukaryota; Viridiplantae; Streptophyta; Magnoliopsida; Caryophyllales; Amaranthaceae.